Trematosphaeria pertusa is the source of this 990-nucleotide messenger RNA. Its product is annotated as glycosyltransferase family 32 protein. Gene Ontology annotation, molecular function: mannosyltransferase activity. NCBI's taxonomy places the organism in Eukaryota, Fungi, Ascomycota, Dothideomycetes, Pleosporales, Trematosphaeriaceae. Gene Ontology annotation, biological process: mannosyl-inositol phosphorylceramide biosynthetic process. The coding region runs from base 1 to 990 and encodes 329 amino acids. The record is from RefSeq and is a predicted model, not a curated record. The transcript has 4 exons.
AUGCGGAGAGGCGUCGUCAUAUUUCUCGUUUGCACCGUGGUCUUCCUGGGCUUCGCAAUACACAAUGUCUGGACACUCCUGAGUCUGCUCGUCGUCGACGGCCGCGAAGACGCCAUUUCCCGCGCCGAGCUCCCUGCCCCCAACUCGGGCGCAAUCAGCGAACGACCGCAAUUGAUCCCCAAGAUCAUCCACCAGACAUAUGUCAACGAGAGCAUACCCCAGCACUGGCAGGGCCCGCAGAAGAGCUGCCUCGAUCUCCAUCCCGACUACGAGUACAAGCUCUGGACGGACAAAAAGGCGCGGGAAUUCAUCGCUGCUGAAUACCCUUGGUUCCUCGAGACGUUCGACGGCUACCGGUACCCGAUCCAGCGUGCGGACGCGAUACGAUACUUUGUGCUCCACCACUUCGGAGGCAUCUACAUUGACCUGGAUGAUGGAUGCAAUCGCAGCCUUGACCCACUCCUGGCCUACCCAGCCUGGCUGCGCCGCACUACACCCACCGGUAUCUCCAACGACGCAAUGGGCUCAAUACCGCGCCACCCCUUCUUCCUCAAAGCAAUCGACUCCCUGCCCGACUACAAUCGCCGAUGGCUACUCCCAUAUAUCACCGUCAUGGCGUCCACCGGUCCUCUCUACCUCAGCAUAAUCUGGCGCCACUACAACAGCGCAAAUCCGCAAGGCAAUGACAGAGUGCGCAUCCUCUUCCCCGACGAAUACAACCACCACCCGUGGAGCUUCUUCACCCACCACCUGGGGAACAGCUGGCACGCCAACGACGUGAAGCUCAUCUUCUGGAUGGCGCACCAUUGGAUCCUCCUCACCAUUAUUGGCUUCACACUCGGCUUUGCGCUGCUCUGGUGUCUAUACUCGACCUUCAUUCGGCAGCGACAAGCCAACGCACAGAAGGGUAAAUUCGCCUACGCCAGGAUACCUUUCUACCGUCGGAUAAGCCAGAAAGACAUCGAGCUCAACGACCGUCACGAAGUCUAG